UUAAGUCGCCCAACACAUCCGGACAAGCAUUUCAAGGGAUGGCAAUCCUGGUAGACCAAAACACCAUUGUGUUCCCGACAGCGGUCAGAAAUAACCUAUACAGCCAGAAAACCCUGACCGCUGUAACUUCCUACAAAUUAACGGGUACCCUUGAUACCUCCCUCACCGUCAGCAACACAACUUUGAAGCAGCUUGGUACAAACUUGUGGUCCGCCAAACUCAGUAGUCCAGUAACAUUCGACAAGUCCUGUGUCCUCCCCUCUUGCAUCGUCAACAGCACAACCGCUCAGUCCGACCUUGACUUCACUAAAUGCAAAAUUGUGGGCGCAGGAGUAACAGACAAUACCAUUACAACAAACAUGGUGUACGCAACAAACGUGCAAGAAAUACCUGUGUCUAUAGUCUCGACAAAUAUCACCGCACAGCAGCUGACUGUUACACGAACUGACGGCUUCCCCUACCCCAGCUGCUUCAAGACGCAGGUUCCCCAAUCAUCUGCCCUGCACUGGACACUGGCGAGUGGGUUACAGUAGGACAGCUGGAUGGCAGUGGUGUCUACAAAUGCACCACCAUUCAAACUCCGAAACAGUUUCACAACAUGGAGCUUCCUUUACCCCAGUGUCUACUCACAGCUCAAAACCUAUCAGGCCGCCUCCCCUUAAAGAACAGCGCGUCUGCAUGAAAACGAGGAUGCCCCAGAUACUUUGAUUUAAUCUCAACGACAUCUUAGGUUGGCAGCCGACAAAUUAUUGCUACUAUUUUAAUGAAUAAUUUGUCAACAGGAUUAGAGACGCAGUUUAACACACGACGCAUACAAGAUGUGCCUUUGUGCGUUUUGUACAAUCUUUGUUCUGCACCAGACACACAAAUCCGAUGCCAAAAGUAAAAAACUAAAAAGACGAUCGAGAUAUAUGGACGAUGCUCGCUGUCAACGAACAGCUGACCAGGCGACGACAUCUGAAUAAGCAGCGACACUAUUAAUUUUAAGCAAGGUUCGGCGUUUGUUUCUUAUAUAUUACUCACGAAUACUAAUAAAUACGUUUUGCGCACGUGCACUCGUAUAACAAGCACAUACACGCAGAUAUUGGAAGUCUCGAAGAAUCCUCGCCAGGAAAUGAACUGAAAUAAAUUACAUAAUGUUGUUAAAAAUUAAAUUCCUGUAUGUGGCGCAUCCUUGACAUUAUUUCUCAUGCUGUUCAAUCAUGAAUUUUUUUUUUUUUUCAAUGUCGCAUAUCCACAGCUCUAUGCGGCUCUUCCGAGAAAUGCAUUGGCAACAUCAGGUUCCAAUUUUAGAAAUAAAAGCGACAUAAUUCGAGACUCUAAAAUGUUUACCACCGUAAGCAGACAGGAAUCAGCAUAUUUAACAUUGAUUUACACCCACUGUAUGAGAUAGAAAAAUGUUAUAGUGGUGAAGGUGAACUUUACUGCGGUUGCCUCUCUUGGACUGAAUUUAUGCUACCAACCGAUCAGUUACACCGGUAUUCUUCCGUUUGAAGAAUGUCGGUUUUUUUUUUUAUCAGUGAGCAACUCUGAAGAAAUCAGCGUAGCUUGAGAGGACAUUUAUGUUCAUGUCACGACUUUGAACUGUUUGCAGCCUCACUUGGGUGUAGGGUGAGACGAUACAAUUCUCGAUCAGAGAAAAGUAAACUAAGGUUGUUUCUGAUUUUGCAGCACCAUGUACAAAUGUAUAUAGCACGUUUUGUCUUUCAGGGUUAAAGUUAUUGCACUGUGAUUCAUGUCUUGUGAUCAGCUCUGGCAAAUAUGUUUGACGAUUAAACCUUCUGACAUUUACUCCUGAA
Pomacea canaliculata is the source of this 1799-nucleotide messenger RNA. RefSeq lists its product as uncharacterized. The record is from RefSeq and is a predicted model, not a curated record. NCBI's taxonomy places the organism in Eukaryota, Metazoa, Mollusca, Gastropoda, Architaenioglossa, Ampullariidae. The transcript is spliced from 5 exons. Bases 39 to 533 code for a protein of 164 amino acids.